Molecule: messenger RNA, 5802 nt
Organism: Cladophialophora carrionii CBS 160.54
Lineage: Eukaryota; Fungi; Ascomycota; Eurotiomycetes; Chaetothyriales; Herpotrichiellaceae
Exons: 1
Coding region: 1-5802 (1933 amino acids)
Biological process (GO): intracellular signal transduction
Cellular component (GO): cytoplasm
Molecular function (GO): protein binding; guanyl-nucleotide exchange factor activity
Source: RefSeq, a predicted model, not a curated record
AUGCCCUCCGCGGUAUCGAGCCACGGCAACUACUACUCCGCCCACCAUCGUCGACAGUCGUCCCAGUCGCAGACCAAUCUGCCCGAUCAGAUUAGAAACAGUGGGUUGCCGGCCCAGUCGCCAAAUCGAUCUCUUGUCUUUCUCCCCUCCACCGCCUAUUCCCCGUCGCAGCCAAUAACCCAGCGUUCUCGGACUUCGUCUCUGUCAACCGCUUCAAGAUCGACCUCAAGGCUGGAUACCGUGCGGAUUGAGGAGAUCCCAAAUGAUCCUCACGAUUUCUACCGCCAGUACCAAGAUCCCUUCACGAACGCAUCCCCUGUAGCCCUCCACCAAGAGGCCAUACGGACUGCGCCGAUAGAGCCGGUAGAGGAGGUACCCCUCAAUGACAGAAAAUCCAGUUUCAACGCUGAUGAAAGAACACCAAAGACGGCAAGAAAUGGGGCAGGCGGCCGAAAGCUGUCGUUAACCACCCAGACCUUGCCGAACGGCGCCUUUCCUGGUAGCGGUUCGAAGCCUGCCCCGGCCAUGCCCAAUGGCUUAAGGUCGAGGAAGGCUUCGUUCAAAGAUCUGGUGGCCAGAUUCGAUGCAUCGUCUGACGAUAUCCCCCCUCUACCGUCCCAACCCAUAUCGCGUCCGGCAUCAAGGACUGCUAGUCCCAUGCCUUAUGGCUCGGUCGACACCUCCCACUCUUUCCAGCCGCCCAUGAAGCGCCCGCCAUCAAGAACCUCCGAGUCAACGAGAAGGGCAGGAAGUGCAGUGGGGUUGCGGACUCCCAGCAACGACAGGACAAUGCAUUCCAGAGGUGCGUCUGCUGCUGGUGGGUUGAGUCAAGUAAUUAGCAAUCCCGAAGCGCCCGCCGAUGGGCGGAAACUAUUGUUCGGUGAAGUUGCGCCAUCAGCAAGCGAUCUUCCUGCUGCCCCAGGCUAUGGCAUCCACAAUGCUCGGCUGAGGAGAGGCUCCGAAGGGUCGUCUAUGCGUAGCCCUAAUCCAAUGUUUCAAACGAAGCGUGGCCAGGCUCAUCUCCCAGGGCCGCCAAUGUCGCCCUCAGCUGUGCAUCCGCCCAGUACUGUCCUGCCGAACGAGGCACAAUCCCAGCGCCGGCCCGCUCAUCGUCGAGCAAAUAGUGAUUUCUCGGGGCCCUUCUCAAGAGCCGUCACUCGAGAUGGUCGGACCCCAUCGUCAACUACAGGGACCAGCGGUCAUAGGAAUACCGCGGACGCCACGGCCAAAUCUCGUAUCCCGGUAAGCACACGACAUCAGCGGAUAGCGUCAGAUUCGGCGGCAAUCUCCCCCACGGCCCCUCCUACCAUCGUACCGCACCACCAGCUUCCGUUCCGAGUGCUCGAACCCGGGCGGAAACACUCGAGUCCUUCGCAUUCGCGAGAUCGCAGACCGCAGAGUCCUCAUAGGCAGGUGCGGUCGCCAGUGCAAAUCAAAAGUCCGAACAAUAGAGGUCGCGGCACCACCACCGCAAAUGGCGAAAAGAGUCCUUCCCUCCGCGCAAACAUCAUUGCUCCUCCGCCAAAAGUCUCGCCUCCACUGAGAAGUUCGAGGCCACGAAUGCCUGUUUCUUCUGCCACGACAGCAGCGUCACGAGCGAAGAUGGCAGAGAAGUUUCAGACGAUGGCCAAGCAGCAAAGUGACAAGAAGGCUUUCAGGCGUCAAAGACCGCCGGAGCUUAGUGACAUCGACCUGAAAGCCCGACGACUAAAGAUUACUCAGGCCUUGAGCAGGUCGAGAGAAGGGCAUGAUCUGAAGGGUGGCACCACUUCCGCUCAGGGCCGUUCAUCUAGUCGGUCGGAUAGUAUGACGCCGUCCUUCGAAGAGUCUGAUGAGACUGAGCAGCACCCUCACGAGGCCAUGGAAAUUCCAGCUGUGGUCGUGAAUGAGCCUGCCAUCGACACAUCAGAUGAACGCGCAUUCUACUCUGCACUCGGAGAGAGCCCAGGGGACCAGCAAGCAUUCACACAAAAUGCCUUACGGGUCGUUGAGUCAAGUUCUUCACAUCCAGGCGAUGAACUAGACUCGCCAACCCUCGGGCACACUGACUCCCCCUUCAGCAACAUCCCAUUCAGCCUGAAUACCCAUCUGCAACCACUGCGGGAUGAGCAGGAGCCGCAAUCCGCAAUGACAGAGGGCACGGUGGCGACUGAGGCCACUAUGAUCGAUGUCGAACCCCAGACCGAUACCUCACGACUGCAGACUCCGGGCCAAUCCCUCUAUAGCCAGAUCAGUAUCCUCCGAAGCCAGGAGUCCACUUCUCCGUUGUCAUCCACAUCUCAGGCAUCUGGCGAGAACUCUGAUCAUGCUGACCAGGUAUCUGUCCACCUCAUGCUUCGAAAUACCACUUACCUUGACGAUGAAGAAGCUGUUGAGAAGGGUUAUCGACAUCUCGCGCCACUUCCUCAGCCCGAACUCACCCCCUCACGAAGCGAUGGUGGAAACUCUUGGACGUCGUCGAUAGAAGAUUCGCCUGAUUCGGAAGUAGAUGAGGGUUCAGCCUCUGUCACUCAUUCACUCCGUCGGCAAGAAGCGGAAUCAGCAGGCGUCGAGUCCGGUUCACAUUUCGAGUCGGAUCAUUCUAGUAACGAGGACGACUCGGGCCGCGAUCAUCAUGCCGCUGAUGCGUACACAAUCGUGAAUAAGGUCCUCCAACAGCAGACACAAUCUGGCGUGGUCGAUCAGCAACUUGUGGAUGACAUAUACCACCGCAUCAUUCAAGCCUCCCCCGACCUGGCCGAUGUUGAAAACGUCGACGAGGAAAAGGUGCAACACCUGUGUAUGCACGAACUAGAUGAGUACACCCGUCAAUGGGAGCAGCUGGAAUCAUCGCCGUGGCGGUCGUCAAAGUCCCUCCAUACUGAAGAGCAGAUGGUUUCCAUGCACCAGAACAAUGAAGGACAAGGCGAUAGUGCUGACCGGCGGGCCGAUAUCCCCAUGUCAAGUCUUGAAACUUCUCUGCCACCACCAUCAAGUUGGAAAGCGCAUCAUAGAUACAAAUCGAGCCUGGAUAGCCCGCAAGACUGGGCUGAAACUUCACCAUCUGUCGGCGAUUGGAUGCAGUUUGCUCUCAAGUCACCAGCCGAACAGCGGCAACCAUCCGGUCUAGCUCACGAGGCAUACGCAAACGAGGGUUCAACAAUUCCAGUCAGCGAAAACGUUCAAGACUUGCACCAAGACGACGACGAGCAGGAGAAAGAGAUGUUCGUACCCAUGGGUGCUGAGAGGGAUAUUCCCCGUCCACCUAGUCACUCUCCUCCCCCACCUCCGCCGAUAGCCAAGCUGCCAACUAGUGACCAGUCGUCAUGGUCUGCCCCGGUGGGUAUCAGACCGGCUGUGCCACAAGUGCCGCCACAGUCAAGGCCGCAAACCUCGUUCUCUCAGGUGUCUGCUCGCUCAAGCAUGGACCAACAACCAAGGCCGUCCGUCUCCAGCAAUACAAGGCCCUCUGUGGAUGAGGAGAGCCCCGAGCAGCGCCGGCUGAAGAAGAGACGACAUAUUCUCAAAGAAAUUGUGGAUACUGAGUAUACCUAUGAACGAGAUAUGAGAGUCCUAUGCGAUAUCUACAAGCAGACUGCUGUUGCAGCCAUCAGCGAUGACGACAUCAAAAUCAUCUUCGGCAAUGUCGACCUUGUCCAACAAUUCUCCAAAGAUUUCCUCGCCUACUUGAGGCAGGUGGUUAAACCAGCAUAUGUAAUGGAGAGGUCGGACCGACGGAAAGACGCAGAUCGCGCAUCUACCGUCCAGAGCUCGGCAGCUUCUAUCGGUGGCGCACUUGACUUGACGGACGGUGAAAAGGACGAACUCACUAGGGUUGGCACCGCGUUUGAAGCCUCGAUGGAUGACAUGGAAAAGGUAUACACGGACUAUAUCCGGACCCGACACGCUGCAAACAAACGAUUGGAAGUGCUUCAGACAUCGCCAACCGUGAAAGAGUGGCUCAAGGAGUGCAGUGAGAACUCAAGUGACAUAACCAACGCUUGGAGUCUCGAUGCGCUGCUUGUGAAGCCAAUUCAACGCAUCACCAAGUAUCCACUGCUGCUCAAUCAGCUAUUGGAAGCGACAUUGGACACUCAUCCAGAUGUAGAGUUCCUCCGGAGAGCAGCCAGCGAAGUGACUGAGGUCAAUGUGCGGAUCAAUGAGGUCAAGAAACACACCGAGCUUGUUGAUCAGGUGCUCAAUCGCAAGCGCAAAGAGUCUGACGUCCGGAACGGUCUGACCAAAGCAUUUGGUCGCCGCGCCGAAAAAUUGAGGCAACAUGUUGGAAUCAAUGAAAUGUACGAAGAUCAGGAAUACGCCAAGAUCAAGAUCAGCUACGACAACAACAUUGCCCACUUAUUCCUAGUCACCAAAGACUGCCAAGGCUAUGUGGAAGCGAUCACCAGGUGGGUUGGUCGCUUGUGCGAGCUGGCGGCGGCGGCAGAGGCGUGGGUGGACGUGGGACAUACCAACCACUCACAAGCUGAAAGCAAGCUCAGACAAUUCGCAAUUGUGGUGCGAGGGAUAAACUCGAUUGCAUUGCCUGACCACAAUGAACAGGUGUCGAAGCGUGUCAUACAACCGAUGGACAAGACAGCAGCGAUGUUAGAGAAGUUCAAGGCUGACACCAAGGGGCUCAUCCAGAAACGAGAAAAGCGGCUCCUCGACUACAAUCAAUUCAAGAACAAAAAGGACAGAGGUGAGAAGAUUGACAAGAAAAUGACCGAGCGGAUGGAGCAAUGGGAAGCGCUGAAUUUAGAAGCCAAAGAAAGGAUGAAGCGCCUUCUGCGAUCAACCGCUGAUCUUGUUCAUGCUUGCCAGGCCAAUCUGAUCCAACUACAUCUCAACUGGCUUGGCAUGUGUCGCCAGAAAUUUUCGGCCGCGAUCGACAUUCCCCUGGACAAGGUCGACAAUUCUGAUAUUGUGAAGGACUGGCAGGAAGACUUUGACUACCAGGAAGCGACGGCCUUGACACUGAGCAUCUGCAAUGGCUCACUGCUAGCCGAGGCGGUCAACAUGAUUUCGUUCUUGACCCCUGGAUCGACACUGAAUGGCGAGGAGUCUCCCCGUCAGCCAUCGUGGAACAGUAUGAAGCGAGCGAUAUCAGCAAAUGAAGAAAUUCCGCCGUUCCCAAUCAAGGACCAUCACCAUCGAAACAGUGGAGGUCCAAUGAGCUCUCAGAGCGACGAUCGGACUGAAUGGAGUUCUUCUACAUUUGCCAAUGGACGGAUCCGGACUGGCUCAGCUGCAUCUGGACGGCCUCCAAAGACUCCAGAGACAGCAAGUCGAGGUGUGUCUGCCUCGCUCCAUACUGUUGACAGCCUGAAUCCAUCACGACCAGGGACUAGUCCGGGGCUUCCGGCAGACAGUGCAAAAUCCGCUCCGAGGUUAAGCUUAGAGGCGCCGUCCCCGUCGCUUGGAGAGCUCUUAACGGAGUCCCCUGUGGCGCUUCGCCAUGUCUCAACGUCUUCGUUUUACACAGCAGCUCCUGGUCCAAGCCACUCUCAGCCACACCUCCCUGCGCCAGGCGGAGCCAGCGUGUUUUCUUCGGCGAUGCCCAUGGAAGAUAUUCCUCGUCCAACACGAGCAACCCCCCAGCCACGUGAAGUACCGGGGGUCUUAUUUACAGCAGCCAGUGUUUAUGAGUUCAACAUUGAUCGAUCACGGCAGCAAGGCGGCUUUCGAUACCUUACAUAUGUGACAGGGGAAAUCUUUGACAUCAUUGCCGAACACGGGGAGUUGUGGUUGGCGAUCAACCAAGAUGAUCCAACGCGAGAAAUAGGCUGGAUCUGGAACAAGCAUUUUGCCAAAUUGGCCGGAUGA